Molecule: messenger RNA, 863 nt
Organism: Panicum virgatum (switchgrass)
Lineage: Eukaryota; Viridiplantae; Streptophyta; Magnoliopsida; Poales; Poaceae
Product: non-specific lipid-transfer protein C4-like
Exons: 2
Coding region: 272-559 (95 amino acids)
Source: RefSeq, a predicted model, not a curated record
GGGUCGGUUGGCUCACACGACUGUAGCGCUCGCCCCCGCGCCUCAGCUCCCUCUCCCCAGGCGCAAGCGCCGCCUGCUCGGGUGGGCGCCGUAGCCCGUAGGUGAGCCACGCAAAGCUCGGCGCCCUGCACCGCCGUUGCACACUUGACACUACUAGUCGUCGCAGCUUCAAAUAGCACCGCACCUGGCAGCGCCCAGCAGGCCACCGUACCACCAGGCCAGCAGCAGAACUGCAGAAGAGCAGGAAGCCCCAGAAAGUAGCUAGCUAGCAAUGGCGGCGCCAGCAGGCAUGUCCCUCCUCGCCGCGUGCCUCGUCGUGGUGGCGCUCGGCGCCGGCGUGGCGGAGGCGCAGAGCGGCGCCGGCGCGGGGCAGUGCGUGCCGCAGCUGAACCGGCUCCUGGCGUGCCGCGCGUACCUGGUGCCGGGGGCGCCGGACCCCAGCGCCGACUGCUGCGGCGCGCUGAGCGCCGUGUCGCACGAGUGCGCCUGCAGCACCAUGGGCAUCAUCAGCAGCCUGCCCGGACGAUGCAGCAUCGCCCCUGUCAACUGCUCUGCCUGAUGAGGCAAUGGAGCUUGCUAACCACGGAUGCUGCAAGGCAAUUAGAAAGAGAAAAUAAAGACGUGUUCCUCCGCGCGAGUGGGAUCGAGCCUCACCGUCACCGGCCUUGCUUCGGCCUGACCGCCGGCGUCGCCGCCUGACACGUCCAACGUCGUUGUCGACUUGUCGUUUUCGUUUCAUGUUCAGAAGACUGCCUUGCCAUCUCUCUGUUUCAGAAGAAAAUAAGUGAAACCAUGCAAGUUCAGAUGUCUGAUUGUUAUUGAGACAGGUUUGGCAUAUGCAGCUUUCCUUUGAUUUCUGCUUC